AUGCCGGCCGCCGCGCGCGCCGCCAUCGAGUGGGCGUGGGAGGGGCACUUCUCCCUAUUCGCCCGCGAUGUGGCCUACGCUGUGGAGGGCCCUGGGGACGCCGACUCCCGCGCCUGCCUGCUCGAGUCGCUGCUGCGCUUCACCGCCGGCUGCGCCAUGACAGACACCGCGCUGCACCUGCUGCACGCCUGCGUGCGCGGCGGCGUCAUCGCGCUCGUCGCGCCGGGGCCCCCGCGCGCCUUCGCUUUCGAGCGCGCCGUGAGGGCCGCCGGCGUCGGCGGCAUCGGCUUUGUGGCCGCCAGCUGCGUCGGCGACCUGCCCGGCGCGCCUCGCCGCGCCGCCGCCGCCGCCGCCGUCGGCUCUAAGGCCUUCCCCGCGUCCGCCGCGCGCGGCGGCGGCUCGGCGGCGCCACCCGCGGCCGCCACCUCCCACGGCCUGCCGCGCCUUGACCUGCGCACGUGCGUGGGCGCCGGCGCAACGCCGCUCGCCGCGCUGGCCGUGCUCCUGCUCGCCCUGCUGGCGUGGCUUGUGCUGGCUCGGGCGCCUGCCGCGGCGCUCGCCUAG
Messenger RNA from Monoraphidium neglectum, 564 nucleotides. RefSeq lists its product as hypothetical. Lineage: Eukaryota; Viridiplantae; Chlorophyta; Chlorophyceae; Sphaeropleales; Selenastraceae. The record is from RefSeq and is a predicted model, not a curated record. The coding region runs from base 1 to 564 and encodes 187 amino acids. The transcript has a single exon.